Molecule: messenger RNA, 6044 nt
Organism: Antechinus flavipes (yellow-footed antechinus)
Lineage: Eukaryota; Metazoa; Chordata; Mammalia; Dasyuromorphia; Dasyuridae
Gene: PPP4R4
Product: protein phosphatase 4 regulatory subunit 4
Exons: 25
Coding region: 468-3083 (871 amino acids)
Cellular component (GO): protein serine/threonine phosphatase complex; cytosol
Molecular function (GO): protein phosphatase regulator activity; protein binding
Source: RefSeq, a predicted model, not a curated record
GGGGUCGUGGUAUGGAGGGGGGCACCUGUGACGUUGCCCUGGCGGUUGCGUCCGGACGCCACGCGACGUCACGGGAGGGGGGCGGGGUUCUGGAAGGGCUGGGCACCUGAGCUGCGGGGCUCUGGCUGUUUCCCCCCGCCCCCUCAGCCCUUCACACGCCCGCCCUCUUUCCUCUCUUCCUUCCCUCUUUCCCUCCUUCCCUCCCUCCCUUCGUCCCUCCCCCUUUCCUUCCCACAGCCCCUCCCCCUUCCUUCCUCCUCCCUCCCCUUCUCACACUCAAGGGGAGGGGGGAGUCUGGGGUGGGGAAAAAGGAAAAAAAAAAAGUACGGGCUGGUGUCCCGGCGGCGGGGCUGGGCCCGUGAUCCCCUGGGGCUGGUCCGACCCAGGCGGCGGCGGCGGUGGCUCUAAGUCCGGAGGAGGGCAGCGGCGGCGGCGGCGGUGGCGGAGGAGGAGGCGGACCGCCUUACAUGCAUCCAUUGCCGCUCUUCGCCGAGAUGGAUUUCAGUCAGAACAGCCUGUUCGGCUACAUCGAGGACCUACAAGAGCUCACCAUCAUCGAGAGGCCGGUACGUCGGAGCCUCAAGACACCAGAAGAAAUAGAAAGACUAACAGUUGAUGAAGAACUCAAUGAUAUUGAAAGGGCUGUUUAUCUACUCAGUUCUGGUCAAGAUGUCCAAGGAACAAGUGUGGUUGCAAAUCUUCCCUUCCUGAUGCGACAGAACCCUGCAGAGACACUUCGAAGGGUUUUACCAAAAGUCAGAGAAGUCCUGCAUGUUGCAGGAGUGGAAAUGCAAUUAACUGCUGCAGCUUCAUUUUUGACUAUUCUACAAGAGGAAUCAGUGUCAAUUCAAAAUUAUUCCCACUCAUUCCUACAUAUCAUUCUACAGCAUGUGGAGCACAGGGAUACAGGUGUCAGUAAUGCAUGGCUGGAAACUCUUCUAUCAGUAAUAGAAUCUUUGCCAAAAGAAACCUUAAGACAUGAGAUUUUGAACCCACUUGUUUCCAAGGCACAAUUAUCCCAAACACUCCAGUCUCGUUUAGUUAGCUGUAAACUUUUAGGAAAAUUGGCCAACAAAUUUGAAGCCCAUAUCAUUAAAAGAGAAAUACUUCCUCUGGUGAAAUCCCUCUGCCAAGAUGUAGAAUAUGAAGUUCGAUCUUGUAUGUGUCGACAGUUAGACAUUAUAGCUCACGGUAUAGGGACAGAACUAACCAAAAGUGUUGUGCUUCCUGAAUUAAUAGAACUAGCUAGAGAUGAGAGCAGCAGUGUAAGACUUGCAGCAUUUGAAACUUUAGUUAAUCUGCUUGAAAUGUUUGAUGCAGAUGACAGAAGUCAAACUAUACUUCCUUUAGUAAAAUCAUUUUGUGAAAAAUCUUUCAAAACAGAUGAAACGAUUCUUCUUUCUUUAUCUUUACAUUUAGGGAAACUAUGCCACGGAUUGUAUGGAAUUUUGACUCCAGAUCAGCACUUGAGAUUCUUGGAGUUUUAUAAGAAACUCUGCACAUUGGGUUUACAACAGGAAAAUGGGCAUAAUGAUAAUCAGAUUCCACCUCCAAACCAAGAGCAGGAAAAGAGAUAUGCGUCAGUGCGAAAGAACUGUGCUUACAACUUUCCAGCCAUGAUUAUUUUUGUGGAUCCUAAGAACUUUCAUAUGGAGCUUUAUUCCACAUUCUUCUGCCUUUGUCAUGAUCCUGAAGUGCCAGUGAGACACACUAUUGCUAUUUGCUUCUAUGAAGUGUCUAAGCUUCUCAGUACUGGAGUAUAUUUAAUAUAUAAAGAAUUAAUUGCACUAUUACAGGAUGAAUCACUGGAGGUCUUAGAUGCACUUGUAGAUCAUCUUCCAGAAACCCUAGAACUUUUGACUACUGGUGGUGAAAGCAGUGUUCAAGAAAACAAGUUAUUGGCUGUACCCGACUUGAUUCCAGCUCUGACAGCAGCAGAACAGCGUGCAGCAGGCUCUUUAAAAUGGAGAACCCAUGAAAAGAUACUGCAAAAAUAUGCCUGCCUGCCUCAUAUCAUAUCAAGUGAUCAGAUUUAUUAUCGUUUUUUACACCGAAUGUUCACAAUCAUGAUGACCAAUAAUGUCUUACCUGUACAAAAGGCAGCAUCUCGAACUCUUUGCAUUUUUCUACGGUAUAAUCGUAAACAAGAACAGAGACAUGAGAUCAUUCAGAAAUUAAUUGAACAAUUGGGUCAAGGAAAAAGCUACUGGUAUAGACUUCGGUUUUUGGACACCUGUGAAUUUAUUAUCGAGCUCUUUUCCAAAUCAUUUUUCUGUAAAUAUUUCUUUCUACCUGCUCUUGAGUUGACACAUGACCCAGUAGCAAAUGUGAGAAUGAAACUCUGCUACCUUUUGCCCAAAGUGAAAUCUACUCUCAAGAUUCCUGCGGACAAACAUUUACUUCAGCAGUUAGAAUUGUGUGUAAGAAAACUCCUCUGUCAAGAAAAAGAUAAAGAUGUUCUGGCUAUUGUAAAACGAACUGUAUUAGAGUUGGACAGAAUGGAAAUGUCUAUGGAUGCUUUUCAAAAAAGAUUUUAUGAAAAAGAUUUAUUGGAUCAAGAGAAAGAAAGAGAAGAGCUCCUUCUUUUGGAAAUGGAGCAAUUAGAAAAAGAGAAGCAGCAGAAUGAGGGAAGACCUAGUAGUGAUAAAAUCUUUGAAAAGAAACGUAGAGACAAUAAAACAACAGCUGUUCUUCCGAAAACCAUUCCUAUGAGUGUUGCUGGAUCAUCUUCAUGCACCCCCUCUACAAGCAAAGAAAUUAAAAAAUCCAAAUUGGUAAGAAGCCAAUCCUUCAGUAGUCAAGCUCUUCAUCCUAAAUAUGGCAAUUUAGAAAAGUGUACUGGUAAAAAUUCUACAACAGGAUAUGCUUCUGUCUCAGGGAUUGGAAAGCCUUCUGUGCUUUCAUAUACUGAUGAUUCAUUCCGGACUCGUAAUUCCAGUGGUAAUAUAUCUCCUUAUUCUUCUAAUACCUCCUUACCAAGUACCUCCCGUAAUAUGAGUAACUCAGUUGAUCAAAAGAACAAUGGAAGUAAAGAUGCUCAGCCUCGAAAGGCUACCUUAAAAUCUAGAAAAUCAAAUCCUUAGAUCACCUGAUAGGCAAGGAAGAAAACCAAAGACAACUGGAGGUAAUGGGAUUGCUCAGCUGAAGCAGGAGUGACCGCUGGGACUUUUUAUGAAUGAAUUGGAGAGACUUCAUUGCAUCUGAUGUUGUUAAGCCUUCCAUAUUUGAAAUUAGAUUCCCUGGGUUGUAUAGUAUAUAUUUCUAUAAAUAAUGUAUUGGUUGCAGAAUUCUAAUGUUAUAGUGAAAUGUUGAAAUGCAACUUUAGGUAUGUGCUUUAACUACUGCCGCAAGAGAGACAAUUAUGCCUUUGUAGUGCAGAAUACCAGUGUCAUCUAUUAAUUGUUCUCAAUUACAGUUUUAGCAUUUUAGCAAAUUACUAUGGAAGUCAUAAUCAGCUGAAAUUGUCCUGGCUGUAUUAUCUGUUUGGGAAAUUAAUAGUAUAUUCAUAAAGAAUCUUCAAGUUCAUUGGAAAAGAAAUACUGAAGCAUGUACAAUUUCCUGCAAGUUGGACAGGCCUAAGGUUGUGCUGACAUAAAUUUGUACCUGGACACCCCCCAAAUUCAAAUUUGGCAAUGAAAAUUCUUAAAGGUUUCCAGUCAUUUUUAGAGCAAAUACCUCCAAAUAAUUGGUUAAUGAUUUUCUUUAUUUCAUGGGACAAUUUCUUUUAUAAAUACUUUGUUUAAAUUUUAGAUUGUAUUUUUUCUCAUUACUUAAUUUUAAAAUGAUGAAUCCAGUUUUUAAUUAGCUGUUAUUCCAAGCUAUCAUGCUUUAGCUAUGUCAACAGCAUUUAUUUGUACUAAUGCUAAUAUUUCCAUCAAAAUUUGCCUGCAGAGCAUAUAUAGUUCUAUUUUAAAAUGCCAAUACUUGAGAUAUAUUGUAUGAAGCUAUUGUCAGCUUCUCUAUUUCAAAAUGCAAUCAGUAUAUAACUAUAUUGAUAUCAGAUAAUAUUUGUUUUUUAAAUAUAUUGAUGUAUGAUAAAGAUGACCUAAUUUGUGAAUGCAUAUGUGCGUGUGGUUACUUUUUAUAAUGUGAAAUAAUGAAUUAUGAAUUUAUUAAAAAUAAAACAUAGGUUAAUGCAGUACCUGUAUAUUUGUGAAGAAAGUUUUAAAUCAUUUUCUGCAAUUUUUACUUUCUAAUUAAAAGUAAGGAACAAUAGUUUAUUAACAAGUAAAAGAAGGAGUAUUCUGGUCAGAUUAUGGAAGAUUAUCUAGUUUGAAAAUUAAUUGUCCAAAUUUUAUUCUUCUUUUCCUUCCUGAUAUCUGCUUUUUGGCCAUUUUGGUGAUCCUAAAAGGUUGGGAAUUGAAAUAAAAUUGAGCAAUCAGCCAUUCACAUUAUGAUGUCAAUAACCAAGAUCUGGUAGACUGACUGAAGUUUGACACUUCCUGCAAAUUUCAUUUAUCCAUAUCCCCUCUGUUUCUUAUCAUCCAUAAUGUAGACUCUUAAUACACUGUUCUCUAGAACAGAGAAUCUUAAAGUCUUUAAUAGGGAGUCUAAGAUCCAUAACUGAAAACUCUAAUCUUUAGUCAGCCUUUAAUUCUGUCAAUAAGAACAGUAAUAAAGAAGUUGGGUGCAUUUCCUUGGUUUGCACUCCUCAUUUCUAUAAGCUUGGAUUAGCUUGAGUUGGAAUUUGAUGUUGGAAGUAAAACUUGUAAUUAUACCUCAGUGGCCUGUUACUAAUUCAGAUACAGCAUAUUUAUUGCCCAGUUUUCAAAACGUGGCAAUUCGAUUCAAUGAACAUUUUAAGGAUAUUUUUAGGGCAAAGCAAUAUGUGGGGACCCAGCACUAGAUAUUGAUGCUAAAUACUUAAACAUAACACCUAGUAAACCUUUUCCUAUAUUUAGUUAUACUAAAUCUUGAGAUUUCUAAGAAAAGUGAUCUGUUUGCAUCUUUCAGGAGAGAAUGUAGGCAGUAUUGUUAAAAUUCUGAGAGAUCACUGUGAAACUUCUAAAACUUAGAUUAAAUUUCCCUAAGGGUAUACACUGAAACACCAGCAAUAAAGAACAGGACCAAUUCAUGCCUUAAAUAAUAAUGUGUUAAAUUAUAUCAGGUUCUUACUAUAUAGUAGUGUCUGACGACAUAUGAGUUCAACCACAUUUAUUUCUGUUCAGUGGUAUCCUGUUCUCUCAAGCAGUCCCUUUUCCAGUCUUUGCCUUCUUAAAAGAUGUGAAAUACAGUUUUAUCAUGGCAACAUCCAUCCUAUAAAUCUGUGCAAAAAUAGUAUUUGGAUAUUCAGGAGCUUAAGGUAGGUGUGUAUGAGAGAGAAUCAAUUCAAGGGGAAUUGGUUCUAGUCUGAGAGUGGGAAUAAUGUACAUGAGACUUAUUGAAACAUGAUAAUAGACUAACAUGCAAUUUAGAAGAAAGAAAGCUGAAUUAAAAACAUUUUGGUAGUAUUGUCCAAGAUUCAUCAGCUCCAUACAAGCAUUAUUAUGAGUUUAUGUAAAUAUAGUUUUAAUUUUAUUUUGUCUGUUCAGUUUUUUUUCAGUAGAAAAGCAUUCUGAAGAUUGAUGAGUAGUAACAGGUAGGUAGAUGGAAAAUGUGGUUUCACAUCAGUGGUGUCAAAUUCAAAUGGAAAUGGGAUUCCUGCAGGCCUCAUUCAUUAACUUUUAAAAGAUCACCCCUCAAUAUCAACUACAUUGUAUUUUUAAAAAAUAUUUCCCAGUUACAUUUUAAUCUGGUUUGGGCUACACUGAUAUGCAGGUGGAGAGUUUAAUAUCUCUGGUUUACCUGGCCCUUUAAAAAAAUAUCAGGUAUUGAAAUCAAUCUGUGAUGAAGAUGAUACGUCAUUGAGGUAUAUAAGCCUGAAAUUCUAGCAGAGAAAGCAUUCAAAAAUUUUUAUCGUUGUUGUAUAGUUGCACCUGAAGACUAGUGGGCAUUCAGUUGAAGAAUAAUGUCUUUUAAGAUGCUAUUUAUCACAAAUGUGAUUUUGAGCAGGUCAUCUUUAUUUCUUUGAACCUUUUUCUCUAAAAUAAAGUGAUUGGAUAAGA